Messenger RNA from Megalops cyprinoides (Indo-Pacific tarpon), 1528 nucleotides. RefSeq names its product acidic fibroblast growth factor intracellular-binding protein B-like. Gene Ontology annotation, biological process: platelet aggregation. Gene Ontology annotation, molecular function: fibroblast growth factor binding. NCBI's taxonomy places the organism in Eukaryota, Metazoa, Chordata, Actinopteri, Elopiformes, Megalopidae. Gene Ontology annotation, cellular component: nucleus. The coding region runs from base 347 to 1420 and encodes 357 amino acids. The record is from RefSeq and is a predicted model, not a curated record. The transcript is spliced from 11 exons.
CAUUCCGAGCAUGAAAAGGGGCCAAUAAGUACUAAUAUUAACGAGUUUGUUUCCACUUGCGCUUAUAGUAGAGAUCUGUGAAUACAGGUGGACUGUUCGUUCUAUCUGCAGUGGCUGUAUCAGUAAUUCAUUCGUAACUCAGCGAAGUGGCUGGCCUGAGAGCUUUGGGUUUUAACUGCGCAAAUAACGUUACUCGGCACUGCAGAUGCUGGUCACGGGCAAAUACUGUAGGAAUUAUACUCCACAUGUCGCAGGAGUAUUAGCUACCUAGUUAUCUAGUUAUUGAUGUUGUAGUUUGCUCUACCGUAGACGAACGCACGUGACAAGCAACGGUUGCUUUUGAAAGAUGUCGAUGGAACUGGAUGUGUUUGUGGGGAACACCAUGCUGUUGGAUGAGGAGGUUUACAAGCUGUGGCUGGACGGCUACACAGUGGGCGAUGCGGUGCGCCUGCGAUUGGAAGGAGGGGUCCUGCAGGAAUGCGAGGCGAGCGAGGAGGUGCUGCACAGUGACACCAUGGACCAGUUCCGCACCUUCCAGAUGUGUGAGAGGUUCCUGCACUGCCCCAGCAAGCUGGCCAAUCAGCUGCUGUUCCAGAUCCCCCCGCACCGUCAGGCCAUGCUCAUCGAGAGAUAUUACAUGUUUGACAGUGGGUUUGCGAGGGAACUGUUGGGGAAGAAGCUGUCAAAAGGAACCAAGAAGGACCUGGAUGAUGUCAGUGCCAAGACUGGGAUCACCCUGAAGAGCUGCAGGCGUCAGUUUGAUAACUUCAAGCGUGUGUUUAAAGCGGUGGAGGAGCUCAAGGGCCCCCUGGUGGAGAACAUACAACAUCACUUCCUGCUGUCUGACAGACUGGCCAGGGACUAUGCAGCGGUGGUGUUCUUCGCGAAUAGCCGCUUUGAGACAGGGAAGAGGAAACUGCAGUAUCUGUCCUUCCAGGACUUCGCGUUCUGCGCCCGGCAGCUCAUUAGCUACUGGACAGUGGGCUCUGUGGAUAGCAUGCUGGAAGGCAUGGAUGUGGACCUAGAGAAAGAGUUUCUCCAUGAUCUGAAAGACCUGAAGAUUUUAAUCACUGACAAAGACAUGCUGGACCAACACAAGAGUCUGGUGUGUGCCGCACUCAGGGGAAAGAUCAAGGUGUUUAACGAAAUGGAGGGCAACUUUAAGAAUCUCUCCAGGGCUCUGGUGAAUAUCGCUGUCAAACUGACGCACACCAAAGAUGUCAGAGAUUUAUUCAUCGACCUUGUGGAGAAGUUUAUCGAGCCAUGCCGGUCAGACAGGUGGGCCGUGGGAGAUAUCAGGCUCUUCCUCACUCAUUACACCAGCACAGCACACAAACUGGACACAUUCAGGCAUCUGGUGAUUUGGGACAGAUACAUGGGGGUCGUCAAGAGCUGCAUCCUGAAAAUGUACCAUGAUUAGAUCCAUCCUCCAUCCCUGCAUUUGCACUCUUCUGUUACAAGUUCCACUCUCUCCUUUUCUUUCUCAAGCUUCUCAUGCCCCCCCCCUCUCUUUCUCUGUCCCUUUCUA